AUGUCUGGAUCUCCUCCAGCAAAGCCCUCGGAGCUAUCCGCAGAGAUCCCUCGGGGAUAUCCUCCCUCUCUCGGAUUCACGGAGCGGUCUGCUGUGCCGGUAUUGGAGCUAUCGCAAAUACCGGUUAAUGAGCCACUGUCACGGGGAUAUAACGAACAGGGACCGGUGUAUGCUGGAUCUCCAUUGCUAGCAGGAGCACCAACAUUGGACCCAACGCAUCCCACAGGCCGAUCACUAGCACAGAAAUCAACCCGACGUACAAAGGCCCAUGUGGCAUCAGCUUGUGUCAAUUGCAAGAAAAAGCAUCUUGGAUGUGACCCAGCCCGUCCAUGUCGAAGAUGUGUGCUUGCUGGAAAGGCUUCAACAUGUGUGGACGUCACGCACAAAAAGCGAGGACGGCCCCCAUUAAAAGCAGAGGAUUCAUCUGUCAAGUCAUACACCACGCACUUGGAUAACCCGGCUGUCCCAGCGGAGGCUCAGCCAACUAUGCCCCCGCGGCGGACCGCUAUGCAUCGGGCCACUUCUUCACGAGAACUGCGUCCCAUGACGGAUCUACAGGGAUUGGGAGAUGUCAGCUCGGGAAUACGGACACCACACCGGUGGUCCGCUUCGGUAUUUCCUCUCACGCGGCCUAUGGACCUCUCGCCCAAUGUCCCGGGUAUGAUUCGACGCCCAUUCUCUUCAUCUGGACCGCCAUCUUAUUCGGUACCGACGCACUCACAUGUACCUUCGCCGUACAUGCCAAUGGCAGGGUUGAAUCCGGUCUUAAAAGUCAACACUAUGUCCGGUGGCAUGGAUCGACGAUUCCAAACAUACGGUGUCCCAGCAUUACCACCACCAACAUCACCUCCUCAACAUCAGCCACCACCAGUCGGUAUGCCCUUUCUACCGUAUACUGAGACGCCUGGCAAUCCUAUCCGCCCAACGGCAAAUGAUUCACGGGUAUCACUAUCACCUCGGGAUCCAUAUACCGUCGAAUCUCCAGUCCGGCUCCCCCCAAUCCACCAAGCCACAGCUGGGCCACCCCCUCCUCACCAUGUCCAUCGCCUGAGCGACCCGUACCCAAUGAAUUGGACUCUCCCAGGCCGGGAAGAACCCCUUUACGACCCCCGCGCUCUACCUCUCCACAGAUCUGCAGGCCCGGUCUUCAACUACCCUCUCCCCCACCAACGCUCCUCCUCCAUAACAAGCGCAACUAUGGAUCCCAUACCCCGCCACCUUGGCCCAGUGGAACUGCCAUCCCCGAUCCAGAUAGCAUCUGGCCACUCGCCUUCUCUGACGAGGGCCGAACCGCCCAGCAUGGAAGCUGAAGGUCACGACAACAGACCGAUCAAACGGCGCAAGAUGGCCCUGGAUGACAUGGUCAACGGCUAA
This is a messenger RNA of Penicillium roqueforti, 1374 nucleotides long. RefSeq lists its product as uncharacterized. The record is from RefSeq and is a predicted model, not a curated record. Lineage: Eukaryota; Fungi; Ascomycota; Eurotiomycetes; Eurotiales; Aspergillaceae. Gene Ontology annotation, biological process: regulation of DNA-templated transcription. The transcript is spliced from 2 exons. Gene Ontology annotation, molecular function: zinc ion binding; DNA-binding transcription factor activity, RNA polymerase II-specific. The coding region runs from base 1 to 1374 and encodes 457 amino acids.